GACUGCCUUCCCUGGUUUUUGAUGCUGAAUCAGGAUCUUUUUAACUAAAGAUGGAAACACUGGAGUCAGAAUUGACCUGCCCAAUCUGCCUGGAGUUAUUCGAAGACCCUCUCUUGCUGCCGUGCGCCCACAGCCUCUGCUUCAGCUGCGCCCACCGAAUCCUGGUGUCCAGCUGCUCCUCCAGCGAGUCCAUCGAGCCCAUCACUGCCUUCCAGUGCCCCACGUGCCGCUAUGUCAUCUCCCUCAACCACCGGGGCCUGGAGGGCCUCAAGAGGAAUGUGACCCUGCAAAACAUCAUCGACCGCUUCCAGAAGGCAUCCCUGAGCGGCCCCAACUCCCCCAGCGAGAGUCGCCGCGAGAGGACCUACAGCCCUACCAUGUCCGUGGCCGGCGAGAGGAUCGCCUGCCAGUUCUGCGAGCAGGAUCCCCCGCGGGACGCGGUGAAGACGUGCAUCACCUGCGAGGUGUCCUACUGCGACCGCUGCCUGCGGGCCACCCACCCCAACAAGAAGCCCUUCACCAGCCACCGUCUGGUGGAGCCCGUGCCCGACGCGCACUUCCGAGGACUCACGUGCUUGGAGCACGAGAACGAGAAGGUGAACAUGUACUGUGUUGCUGACGACCAGCUCAUCUGUGCCUUAUGUAAGCUGGUGGGCCGCCACCGGGACCACCAAGUGGCAUCCCUCAGCGAUCGCUUCGAAAAGCUGAAGCAAACCCUGGAGACGAAUCUCACCAACCUGGUUAAACGCAACAGUGAACUGGAGAACCAGAUGGCCAAGCUGAUACAGAUCUGCCAGCAAGUGGAGACGCCCGCGCUCUGCCUCCCUGCGUCCUUCCUGCCGUCAGGGAUGGCGAUUGCGAUCUCUCCUGCCUGA
Molecule: messenger RNA, 875 nt
Organism: Leptosomus discolor (cuckoo roller)
Lineage: Eukaryota; Metazoa; Chordata; Aves; Leptosomiformes; Leptosomidae
Source: RefSeq, a predicted model, not a curated record